Molecule: messenger RNA, 522 nt
Organism: Phialemonium atrogriseum
Lineage: Eukaryota; Fungi; Ascomycota; Sordariomycetes; Cephalothecales; Cephalothecaceae
Product: ER protein Pkr1-domain-containing protein
Exons: 1
Coding region: 1-522 (173 amino acids)
Biological process (GO): vacuolar proton-transporting V-type ATPase complex assembly
Cellular component (GO): endoplasmic reticulum membrane
Source: RefSeq, a predicted model, not a curated record
AUGGCGACCUUUGUGAAAGACCUCUGGGAAUCCAUCUUCAUUCCGGGCCCGACGCCGACGCUCCUGGUCGCCACAAAUGUGACCUUCGCCGCGCUACAGCUCGUCUUCGCGAGCCUCCUGUUCGCGACCUGGAGCGUCCACUUUGUGGUUCUGUCUGGUCUCUCCGGCGGCCUGUGGUGGGCCAUCAACUGGUUCGCGCGCGAGCUGAGGGUCCACCAGCUACAGGAGGAGGAGAAGGAGCGGCGGGCGCGAGAGUCGGAACCGGCGGCGCCGAGCGGGGAGAGCGAGACCGAGGUCGAGACGGCGAGCGACGGCGCCAGAGGGAGGAAGCUGGGAGGCGGCGCGGCUAAGACGCCGUCGCCGUCAUCUUCAAGUCAGGAGGUUGGGGAGAAGGCCGGGGAGCUCAAGCAUCGCGCCGCGGGGCCGGCGGCAAAAUCAACGCCCUGGGGCUCGAAGAGCAGUGUGAGCACGGAAGACGAGUGGGAGAAGGUGUCGGAGAACGAGAACGACAAGGACAAGUGA